This is a messenger RNA of Amoebophrya sp. A120, 1409 nucleotides long. Lineage: Eukaryota; Dinophyceae; Syndiniales; Amoebophryaceae. The record is from the annotation of a GenBank genome assembly.
CGACAAAUCGGCCUCGUGGCGCGUUUCUUUCGAAAACGAUUCAAGUUUUUCGCGAACAUCUACAAGAUGACCACGCACCAGCGGACCUUGCGAAUUUUGGCGGACGAGAACAAUCGGAGACUUUUACCACUGCGGGUCCCAGAAGCUCUGGCCGGACCAGACGCCAGUGCGGACGCGAGGCACGACUGGUUUCGAGUAGAAGUUGCGUGUAGGAAAGAAGUGCUACGCAAAACGCUCGAAUUGGACGCAAAGAAGUAUCAUGACGGCGUAGUGGUUGAUGGCGCAUCGACGACUUCAACAUCUUCAUCAAGCCAAAAAUCUUCACCCGGGAGAACAACGGAGAGUUCCGAGCUAUCCGCCUGGAAAGCUUUUGACCUCGACGACAUUCCGCUUGCUCUCGUUGCCGACGUUCUCCCGGCUUUGUUGCACCCGUCUUGCGUGUGUCGCGAGGUGAGAAAAAACAAGUGCAGAGCCGCAAUGAACAGCGACGGUUGCGACCAGUUGGGCGAGAUUCUCGGGGUGGAGCCUUUCUGCUUUCUAGCGCACCUGUAUGCCCAUUUCAAGGAGCAAAUGAGGCGGGACGACGAGCUUUUCUACACGGAAGCUUCCUCCUCUACCUCGUCCUACAAGCCUAUCCUGAGUAAAAACGUACCCACCCCAGAGUUGUCAUGCAGAUUUGCGAUGACAGGAAGACUUGUAAUGCGCAUCUCCAUGAGCAUGAGAGGCAUACCAGUCGUGUUUUGAAAUUUGUGAUGCUGUGAACAGGAUGAGCAGAUGAAUCUGUGCUGCGGUUUUCCUUGCUAACAUGCACUACACUGCGGAGCGCAACUUGUCAUGCGUGACUCACAAAACUCCUAGGUUUGUGUUGCAAAGCCCCCAACUUGACUCUGGUGUGGGGACGUUUUUACUCAGGAUAAAGCCCUUCACCGUGACCCCCGAGGACAAGCGGUUUCUGUUCUUCGGAUAUCAAAGUGAAAAAAGCCCCCACCCCAUAUCGAAAACGGAAGAUGCGCGAAUUUGUGAUGCUGUAUUUGAGUACACAAAUCGACUUGUAUUGCUAGAAGGCCAAGAGACGAAGCUGCGCCCUAAAUUGCAGGCAAUCUGUCAUGCUGAUUCCCACUUCCAGCUGCCUCCUGUCAUCCUGGAGCUGCAAGGCUUUCCCACGCUAGACAGCACUACAGUCCGCAUCUUUUGCCUUCUAGCAUCACAAAGCUGAUUUGUGACCACAAAUCUGCAUCACAGAUUUCCGUUUUGAUAUGGGGAGGGGGCAUUUUUCAUUGUAAUAUCGGAAAGCAAUUUUUCCUUUGGCAGGACGACGUUGAGGAGCGUCGGAUCGAGAGCAUCACUGAGUCACAGAGGAUCGCAGCGCCGACAGAACUACACCCUUUUGUGGAGGAACUUGGCACGAC